UGAACCUCACCGCAGGGCACUAGUGUGUCUCUGUGUGUGUGUGUGUGUGUGUGUGUAAGUGGGCAUCAUGACGACAUGCUGAGGAUGGUGGGCUCACAUUGACUCCACAUGCUGCAGUGGCGGAAGCAACCAUGUCGCACUUCAUCCUGCCAGUUCAUCUGCAGGUCCUGCUGGCUGCGUUCCUGGCCAUCUUCUGCUACUGUGUGGUGCUCGUCUUCAUCUUCUGCUGCCGGCCAAAGAAGGGUGUGCCCUCAGAUGACAAGGAGGUGGGCAUCUCGUGCCCUCACCCCAGCGAGCGUGUGACCAUGACGUUGACACCAGCGCUGUGCACACGGUCCGUCCGGCAACAGUACGAAGAACUGGAUGGUGACGUACUGGACUUCAAGUCCUCUAAAAGCAGCUCAUCCCCAUUAGAGGAAGACCUCAGCAAUGUCGCAUUCGAUUCUAGGUCCUUGUCUCCACUUCGCUGCCUUAGUACACCGCUUGUUCCUUUGGCGUCCCGUAAGAAUUCGAGCCACAGCCGUGUGUCCUUGCCCUCACUUACUAAGCUGGUCCCUAAAUCACACUGGGCAAAAGGCCGGCGAAGCACCGUGAGUGGGGAAAGUUUUAGCCGCCAGGCUGCGCUCUUUCCGUCGCAGUAUGGCUCCAUCACAUCCUCUGUCCCCGCCAAGCCAGCCCCCUUGCUGCACUUCUCCCUGCUCUACUCCUCAAGUGGCACCCUGGUGGUCAACAUCCUGGGGGUGUCUGGGAGAAGGCGCAGUAAUAGGAUUAUGGUGCGAGCCAGCCUGCCUCCGCUGUGCCCGAUACCACACCAGGUGGCCUCCCGACGCCGCAGUUUCAGCCCGGAGCUACAGAGCCAGAGUGUGGUGCUUCAAGUGGGCUCUGUGGAGAGGCUACGGGCAUGCACACUGAGACUGGAGGUCUAUGACCGCGGCUUCUCUGGCCUGCGGGAGCUGGGACUGGGUGUGGUGGAGCUUCCCUGCCAGCACCUGGACUGGGAGUCAGACACGACAGCAACCUGCACCAGGCAACUAAGCCCCACCAAGAGCAAACUCAAGAAGAGUGUGAGCUCUCAGGACACAUGGUCGCGCAGGAAGAGCUCUAUGUGUGCCCCGCGAUUGUUGGGCCAGCUCUUUGUGCUGCUCCAAUACCAGGCGCCGGGGCGUCGCAUCAAGGUGAUGGUGUGUAAAGCCGACCAGCUGGCCAAUCUCACGCGCAUCCCCGGAGCUCCAGACCACUACGUCGUAAUCAACUUGCAUCACGAUGGAAACGUGAUCAGUACCAAGGCGACCAAAGGAGCCGGCGGUUCGAGUCCUGUUUGGAACGUUCCUUUCUUAUUCGACUUGCCGCCCGGGGACGUCGCUCAGCUACCGUUGCUCCUCGAGUUCAUUGUCAUGCAGGGUCGUCUCUAUACCAAGAGCAGCAUUUUGGGCCGCGUGCUGAUUGGUGGCCAUGUUUCGGAGGCGGGGCUAGGACACUGGAAGGAAAUGUGCACCCGGGGCCCAGUGGAGACUGCCCGUUGGCACGCCAUCCAAGCAGAUGUGCAGUACGAGUGAUUGACAAAGAAUUUGAAUGCUUUGUUUUCGUUGUGUUUAUUUCAUUGUAAAGUGUCCCUGUAUACUAUUGUCUACUACAAAUCAUUCAAAAACAAAAAGCAAUAGGCCUAUACUAGCAUUACACCCAGAAGCAUGUAAUUAUCCUUUUUAGCUUACCUGGCUAAUGUUGUUGUUUUUGUGUUUGUAAUUUUUAUUUUUUGAGAUUGUAUUGUUUCUUUCAUACACGCACAUCUUACAUUCUGUAUGGCACUAUUAGUGAUUUUAGGGUGUUUUACAGUUGGGGGGUAUCCAUCCAUCCAUCCAUUUUCUGAGCCGCUUCUCCUCACAAGGGUCGCGGGCGUGCUGGAGCCUAUCCCAGCUGUCAUCGGGCAGGAGGCGGGGUACACCCUGAACUGGUUGCCAGCCAAUCGCAGGGCACAUAGGAACAAACAACCAUUCGCACUCACAGUCAUGCCUACGGGCAAUUUAGAGUCUCCAAUUCAUGCAUGUUUUUGGGAUGUGGGAGGAAACCGGAGUACCCGGAGAAAACCCACGCAGGCACGGGGAGAACAUGCAAACUCCACACGGGAUUGAACCCGGGUCCUCAGAACUGUGAGGCUGACGCUCUAACCAGUCGGCCACCGUGCCGCAGUUGGGGGUAUAUUAUUGUUGGUUUUUUUCCCCACAAGAUGUAAUUAUGCAAAGAAUGUAAGAUAAGAAAUGCAUUUCAAAAUAAUAAAACUGCAAUGCUAAGUUGCUACACUAUGAUGCUAAAGGCUGGUUGCAAGUUGAUUAGCUUUCAGAACAAAUAGCUGGUGCUUAUGAGAUACUUUUAGCAUUAUUAGAUUGGUAUAUGUAGCAGUGAGGUAUUUUUGGAGGCGUAUUUUCACACCAAACAAGCCAUCUUUUGCGAGUUGUUGCUAAAAUAGAGGUUUCUUCAUUACAACACAGAAAAAGCAAAACUGAAAAAUUAAAAGAAAUUAAAAAAUGAAAUAAAGUUAAAAAUACAUUUUAACAAGUAUGAAUAAAAUUCAAAUUUACAAUAUAUUUACAUUUUUGUAUUUAUACUGUAACAUGUACUUUAAAUAUAAUUCACCCAGAAAAAAAACAAAAUUGAGCCUUAAUCCAAUGAAAAGUUUUCUAUGAUAUUUUUCCAAAACAAAAAAAAACAAUAUUUCACAAAUUCUGCCAGGCUAUGUAAACUUAUGAACACAACUGUACAUAGAUGCACUCAUACGUACCCGUCAUAAUGGAAUGAAAGUGUAUGCUACACUUUUUUUUAUAACCACUAGGUGGCGUUGGCAUUUUGGAAUGAAAGUGUACAGCUUUUUCAUAACCACUAGAUGGCGGGAUACAUUUAUAAACUGUGAAAGUUUUUGCCAUUUGCCCCUAUACCUAUGUAUAAUGCGCACUAUUGACUUUUGACAAUUUCUUGGGGAAAAAUGCACAUUAUACACGAAAAAUUACGGUAAGUCAUUUUUGGCCUCAAAAUGUGUUACUUUUACCCUACAAUAUGCCAAUGUUUCCUCAAAAUCUGUCAUUUUUGUACUACACAAGCGCAUUAUCUAAUUAUCUACAUUUUUCUACAGAACUGAAAAUGAACAUGUCUCCUUCUGUCCAAAUUAUUUUCGUCAUCCCCAUAUUAUUUCUGUCAUGUUUUGAUUUCAAAUUGUUCACUGUAUUUAAAAAUAGAAUACAGCUGUGAUGUAAUCUAUGGUCUUGGGCAGUAUGAUGUCAUAUAACACAUCAGCCAGCACGUGAAGUAGUGACAUUUUCGUGUGUUGUAUAAUAUGCCAUGUUAAUUAAAACCAGCAUAAUGCACUUCAUUAGUUUGUACAAUCAUCUCGUCUGUUGUCAUCACACAGAAAGACUUAAAGGGAAUACUUGCGAGAUUUGUUUUUAGCAAAUUGGUGUCAAUAAAUUUUAUGGAAGCCGUACGGAAGAUGAAUGAAUGAAUGAUAUCAUCACUCAAAUGGUCAGCGCUAAAAAAAAAAAAAACAAACAAAAAGAGCCAUCAUAGAUAAUUUUACACAUGAGACUAUGUGAGUCGCGGGAUGCACAUGUCAUGGAAACAAUCAGUCCCAGCCCUGGAAUAAUGAGCCCCUGCAAUUUAUCAUCACGGAAUACAGAUACAGUAAUCCACCGCUAUAUCACGGUUCUUGCUUCACGGUCCUGCUAUAUUGCAGAUUUUUAUUUCAGUUGUUACUCUUUAAUCUUUUAUACUGUUUGUACAAUAUUUUUGUGUUAUCCAUUGCUCUUGCUCUCUCUCAACAUAUUGUGUUUAGGACUGCCACAAUUGCAAUUUCUUUAGAAUAUAUUUUCCCAAAAACAAGAUAAAC
Molecule: messenger RNA, 3874 nt
Organism: Phyllopteryx taeniolatus (common seadragon)
Lineage: Eukaryota; Metazoa; Chordata; Actinopteri; Syngnathiformes; Syngnathidae
Product: synaptotagmin-5
Exons: 5
Coding region: 132-1556 (474 amino acids)
Biological process (GO): cellular response to calcium ion; calcium-ion regulated exocytosis; regulation of calcium ion-dependent exocytosis
Cellular component (GO): synapse; axon
Molecular function (GO): calcium-dependent phospholipid binding; calcium ion binding; phosphatidylserine binding
Source: RefSeq, a predicted model, not a curated record